Molecule: messenger RNA, 597 nt
Organism: Histoplasma mississippiense
Lineage: Eukaryota; Fungi; Ascomycota; Eurotiomycetes; Onygenales; Ajellomycetaceae
Exons: 2
Coding region: 1-597 (198 amino acids)
Molecular function (GO): aminopeptidase activity
Source: RefSeq, a predicted model, not a curated record
AUGCCUGUUACGCCGGAGAUGGUGCUAAGGGGAAUUAAGCGGGCCCGAGGUGGGGAGAGGGUUCCCGAGGGGAAUACUGGGGGUGGGACGGGGGUGUGCUGCCAUGGCCAUAAGGGGGGUACGGGGAGUGCGAGUCGAGUUAUUGAAGGGAAGGAGUUUGGGGUUGGGGUGCAGUAUACAGUUGCUGCGCUUGUACAGGCGAAUUAUGGGAAGAAGCGCGACUUGCGGAUCGGCGGAGUGCCGCUUGGGAGGAUCAUUGAGGGGCGGGAGGCAGAGGCGGCUAUAUCAGCAGGCUCACACGAGGCUGCAAAGGAGGAAGAAGAGAGAAAAAGCGCGAUAAAAGAUGGCAGCAUCAUUGUCGUCGUCGCUACGGAUGCGCCCCUACAUCCCACACAGCUCCGACGCCUAGCCAACACGGCGGAGAAGAUUGCUCGUGACCCUUCUGCGUCCAGCCGGGCGGUCGCUGUGGAGCAAAAAGUGAGCGUUGUACAAGAUGUGUCUAUCAAUGCGCUCUUUGAGGGAGCUGCGGAUGCGACGGAGGAGGCGAUCUAUAAUGCGCGGUGGGCGCGGAAGAUAUGGAGGGGCCUGGGGAGAUGA